Molecule: messenger RNA, 438 nt
Organism: Symbiodinium natans
Lineage: Eukaryota; Dinophyceae; Suessiales; Symbiodiniaceae
Source: the annotation of a GenBank genome assembly
AUGGUGGAUAGCACAGAUGCGACGGCGUACUCAGCUCGGGGCCGACGUCCCCACUUGGCCGAAUCGGUUCGUCUGUACAAGUCACCAGGAACGCGCCGCCCAGAGAGUUACAGCGGCCCGGCGAAGCCGAGCGCGCAGCCGCAGGCAGAGGAAAAUGAGGAAAGCCAGGGCACUGUCGUCAGCGAGGGCGGCUCGCAGAAGGCGACGUUGGGCACCCGUCGAGUGCGCGUGCUGCCGGGGCAGCCCAAGACGUUGAAUGCCUGCGGCGUAUGCAGGCUGGAGCUGCCAGAGCAGCUGGCCGCCACGCUGGCCAGUGGCUUGGCAAGCGAGGUGAAGAAGCAGGUCCUAGACAUGGCAGUCCCUGCCUCGAAACCAAGCCUUCACCAGUGGCUUCGGUUGAAGGUUGCUGACGGUGGUUGCCCAACGUUAUCCGGAUGA